CCAUCCACCUGUUUCUUGCUAUAUAUAUAUAUAAACCGUGUAUAUAUAUAUACUCCGUUUACUUCACAAUUUUCAUUCUUUUUCGAAUACCAUUUUUUUCUCUUUCUCUUGCAAGAUUUAUUCUUUCUCUUUCCAUUAUGGGUUUCCCAGCUAAUGGUUCAUCACAAGAAAAGCCAUACAAGUUCUUGAUCUAUGGCCGAACUGGUUGGAUUGGUGGUUUACUCGGUAAGCUCUGUGAAGCUCAAGGAAUAGAAUACGAAUAUGGGUCGGGUCGAUUAGAGAAUCGGAGCUCGUUAGAGUCCGACCUCACAACCGUCAACCCGACCCAUGUGUUCAACGCUGCCGGAGUGACCGGCCGGCCAAAUGUUGACUGGUGUGAAUCCCAUAAGGUGGAGACCAUCAGAGCUAAUGUGGUCGGUACCCUGACGCUUGCUGAUGUUUGUAGAGAGAAAGGGUUGAUCCUUAUCAACUAUGCUACUGGGUGUAUUUUUGAAUACGAUUCGGGUCAUAAAUUAGGGUCGGGUAUCGGAUUCAAGGAAGAGGAUACUCCUAAUUUCAUCGGAUCUUUCUAUUCAAAGACUAAAGCUAUGGUGGAGGAACUACUGAAAAACUACGACAACGUCUGUACACUACGAGUCAGAAUGCCCAUCUCGGCAGACUUGACCAACCCCCGAAAUUUCAUCACCAAGAUCACUCGGUACGCGAGGGUAGUAAACAUCCCAAACUCAAUGACAAUCUUGGAUGAACUUCUCCCUAUUUCCAUCGAGAUGGCAAAGAGAAACCUCACUGGCAUAUGGAACUUCACGAAUCCUGGAGUGGUUAGCCAUAAUGAGAUCCUGGAGAUGUACCGUGACUAUAUUGACCCAAGCUUCAAGUGGAACAACUUCACAAUCGAGGAGCAAUCGGAGGUCAUUAUCGCUCCACGAAGCAACAAUGAGCUCGAUGCUUCAAAAUUGAGCAAGGAAUUCCCUGAAAUGAAGUCCAUCAAGGAGUCCCUCAUUGAGAAUGUGUUCAAGCCAAAUAGGAAGACACCAGUAGCUUGAAAAUUUUGAGAAAAGAUCCAAUUUUUAUAUGAUUUUUCUUUGUCUUGUUCAAUGAACCAACUAUGUUUUCAGUUCUAAUAUUUGGGGUUGGCUUUCUCUCUUCUCUCUUUAUUAUUUCUGAUUUUCGGUAUCUUUUUCCUUUAUUGUUGUAUUUGAGUGUUGUAAUGGUAUUAUUUCAUCAUGAAUAAAAUCGAAAAAUGAUACUCCA
Molecule: messenger RNA, 1251 nt
Organism: Solanum pennellii
Lineage: Eukaryota; Viridiplantae; Streptophyta; Magnoliopsida; Solanales; Solanaceae
Product: bifunctional dTDP-4-dehydrorhamnose 3,5-epimerase/dTDP-4-dehydrorhamnose reductase
Exons: 2
Coding region: 138-1043 (301 amino acids)
Biological process (GO): S-adenosylmethionine biosynthetic process
Cellular component (GO): methionine adenosyltransferase complex
Molecular function (GO): methionine adenosyltransferase regulator activity
Source: RefSeq, a predicted model, not a curated record